AUGUUCCGUCGGCUUCUUAUCGCUGUUUUCUGCUUCGCCUGUCUUUCGGCAGUGACUGCGCAGCGGUUCCUGUACAACCCAAAAUUCCAACCAUCAUUCAAUGAUGGAUCGUCGCUAGACGGAUUUGGGGAAUACGCGAACUACAUGCCCGCCAAACGAGCCUUCUCGUUCCAAGCUGCUCGUGGAAAGAAAAGUAUGGUCGGUGGAGAGAAGAGAUACUCGUACUUCCCAUCUCGCGGAUAA
Messenger RNA from Caenorhabditis briggsae, 243 nucleotides. Bases 1 to 243 code for a protein of 80 amino acids. NCBI's taxonomy places the organism in Eukaryota, Metazoa, Nematoda, Chromadorea, Rhabditida, Rhabditidae. The transcript has 3 exons. The record is from RefSeq and is a predicted model, not a curated record.